ACAUGUUAGGACAUUGUCCAAUAUCCAUAUCCACAAUAUGUCUAAAAAUACAAAUUGUUACUGGAUAUUGUCUAAUUGAAGUAGAUGUCCAGUGGACAAUAUCUGCUGGAUAUUGUCUAAUAUCUGGAAAUUUUUGA
Messenger RNA from Scutellospora calospora, 137 nucleotides. The record is from the annotation of a GenBank genome assembly. Lineage: Eukaryota; Fungi; Glomeromycota; Glomeromycetes; Diversisporales; Gigasporaceae.